AACAGAAAGAAAAAGAUAUUCAUCGUUGCUGUUCUGUCUUGACUAGGAAAGAAAAGAAAAAAAUCUGCUGUUUACCAUCAUCAUCGUGUGGAAAAAGAAAAAAACUUUUGCAACUAUAAUAAAUUUAUAAAUUUCAUUUUGUAGUGCGUAAUUUGUGUAAUUUUUUGCUCUCUCUCUCUCUCUGUGAAAAUUUAUAACAAUUUUCAUUUGUGAUAUAUACUAAAGUCGACUGUAAAAAGAAACAAAGAAAACUCAAUUCGAAAAAAUGUCCUACGCAUAUUUAUUCAAAUACAUCAUCAUUGGAGAUACUGGUGUUGGCAAAUCAUGCCUGUUAUUGCAGUUCACCGACAAGCGAUUCCAGCCCGUUCAUGAUCUGACUAUUGGUGUUGAAUUUGGAGCAAGAAUGAUAACAAUCGAUGGCAAACAAAUCAAAUUACAAAUUUGGGAUACUGCUGGACAAGAAGCAUUUAGAUCGAUCACACGUUCGUAUUAUCGUGGAGCUGCCGGUGCAUUGCUUGUCUAUGAUAUCACAAGACGCGAGACAUUUAAUCACUUGACAACUUGGUUGGAAGAUGCCAGGCAACAUUCGAAUUCAAAUAUGGUCAUUAUGCUGAUUGGUAAUAAGAGUGAUUUGGAUUCACGGAGAGAAGUGAAAAAAGAAGAAGGCGAAGCUUUUGCUCGUGAACACGGACUUGUAUUCAUGGAGACAUCAGCUAGAACUGCUGCCAAUGUUGAAGAAGCUUUCAUUAACACCGCCAAGGAGAUUUAUGAAAAAAUUCAAGAAGGUGUCUUUGACAUCAACAACGAGGCAAAUGGAAUCAAAAUUGGACAGCAACAUUCCCCGACAAAUCCGGCUUUGCCUGGCUCUGGCAGUCAGGGUGGUCCAGCUGGAGGCAGUUGCUGUUAAAAGUAACACUGUCAUUUUAUUUUUUUACAAAUUUAUUUUUUCAAUAACAAAUUAAAAUAAACAAAAAAAAAAACAAAA
Episyrphus balteatus (marmalade hoverfly) is the source of this 985-nucleotide messenger RNA. It is a transcript of the gene Rab2, whose product is annotated as ras-related protein Rab-2A. Gene Ontology annotation, cellular component: Golgi apparatus. The record is from RefSeq and is a predicted model, not a curated record. The transcript has 5 exons. Gene Ontology annotation, molecular function: GTP binding; GTPase activity. Lineage: Eukaryota; Metazoa; Arthropoda; Insecta; Diptera; Syrphidae. Bases 266 to 907 code for a protein of 213 amino acids.